GACACACAGACUGUAGCAGGUCAACCAAGGAUCCAGGUUGGCAAAGGUUUUAAGGGCUUUACAUAAACAUGGAGGAUUCACCAGAGAAGAGCUAUGAUCCCUUUGAUCGCACUUUGGUGUUUGUCGACAAGAAGGAUGACUUGGAUCCAUUUUCCUCGGAAGAUGGAAAUGGAUCACUUAGGGCACAGAUGUCCUGUGGUCAUGCUGUCACUCCAGAUUCGCUCACACAGUGGUGUCGCCACCAACUGGACCAGGGUAAUCAUAAAUUCAAAUGCCCUGCUUUAGUGGCAGGCACAAGACAAUGCAAUAAGCCCUGGUCUUAUCAAGAGGUGCGGAGACUUGCUGAUUUGACUGUACAGGAGAUGCAGUACUUUGAGGAGAACAUCGCUCGUCUGGCUGCUGCAGAGUAUGGCGAGGCUCAGCCUUGUCCUCAAUGUAAAAGUAAUGUUGAGAGGAGAGACCUGACUAACUUGUGUGUCCAGUGCCCUGUGUGCAGUGCUGAUCAGGGGAAGUGCUAUCAGUUUUGUUGGCAGUGCCAGAAGCCGUGGAAAGGCCGAGCUCGGCGCUCAGACCGCUGUGAUAAUCACGGCUGCUCUAAUAAGAACCUGGAGCUUCUGGCUACCUGUAAAACCAUCGACCUGCCUCAGGUGCGAGGGGCCACAAACUGCCCCUCUGUCCGGGCCUGUCCUAAGUGUGGUACAAUAGUAGAGCAUAGCAGAAAAAAUUGUAAAAACCUAAUUUGUCCUCGUUGUCAUGUUGAGUUCUGUUUUGUAUGUUUAAAACCUAAAAAGAAAUGUAAUAAGACCAGUACACCAUUCAUCCUGUGUCAAGGUGGAGUGGCCCCAAGACAGACUUCAAUCCCAGUCUGGAACAAAUCUAGACAGGGGAGGAGAAAUGUAAGGGCAGUAGAUGACUUAAUGGCUGUAUAUCUCAGACGAUUUGAAGAACUAGAUGUGUUAGAUGGAAUCUAAUAAAGUCCUUUUCAGGUUGAUGUAUUGAUUAAUAUUUCCAUCAAACAUGAUUUGUAAAACCAAUUCAGCAGAAUAACACAAACUUUGAUUUCUUUUUUCUUAAAUUUACAAUUCAAGAUGUAAUCUUUCCAGUGAAUGAAUUUAGAUGUCUUUUAUUGUAUUUUAAGCAGGUGUAAUAGUGCAAAUGCUUCAUUCACUGUUCAACUGUUGUAUCCUUCAAUAUAAAUGUAUGUUCCCAGUCUUGUUCUCUUCUGCAUAAUAAAAUUCUAUGUGGUACCACAUUCCAAAGUCCUUUUUUAGGCAAGUUGGGGGAAAUUAA
This is a messenger RNA of Periophthalmus magnuspinnatus, 1290 nucleotides long. RefSeq lists its product as uncharacterized. Lineage: Eukaryota; Metazoa; Chordata; Actinopteri; Gobiiformes; Gobiidae. The record is from RefSeq and is a predicted model, not a curated record. The transcript has 5 exons. The coding region runs from base 69 to 971 and encodes 300 amino acids.